Xyrichtys novacula (pearly razorfish) is the source of this 26002-nucleotide messenger RNA. The record is from the annotation of a GenBank genome assembly. NCBI's taxonomy places the organism in Eukaryota, Metazoa, Chordata, Actinopteri, Labriformes, Labridae.
UUAACAUGGAAAAUACCUUUAUUUAGAGUAGCUUCAUAGACAUCAAUCAAUUUUAGACAGUUAUUACAGCUGGCGAAUAGUAGCACUUCCCAAACAGUGGUUUCCAAGAAAAUAAAUAAACACAGCCCCCGAGUCUGGCGGUGCCUUCAAGAGCUUAGUAAAUGUCGUUACGUAGUAAAUUGUACCUCGUAUAUGUACGAAUUGAACUAAUGAAGAGAUUGUAAUUCGGUCUGUGUGUUAUCUUUUGAAAACAAGGUAAAAUAAAAAUGUUUUAGGAAGAUAUAGUUUCACAAAUUGACUGAAGGCUAGUUUUAAGUCAACUCAGUAAGUUUAUAGAGGAGCCAUGGACAGUAACAAUAGAUUUAAGCAGUGUAUAGGUUUAAACCCUUCAUUUAACUAGAAAAUAAACGAAAAAAAGAAGUGCACUUUAGAAAGACUGUAACAGCACUAUUUUCUGAAUUUUUUUGUACAAUGCAUUGCAUUUGAACGUAAGGAAUGUGUGCAUUCCGACUAUACAGUUGUUCCUGAACGUCUCACCAGUCUAAGGAAACGGACAGACACGCGCAUGCGCAGUCUCACUGUUUGCAUUCCUCCUCCCUCCCUCUGAGACUGACAGCCCGUUAACUGCCGCUGGUCACCGGCAAUGAUACAGCAAACACUGACUCGGUUAAACACACCGAAAUGGACUUAAUGGGCACUUUUCACCACUACAAAGACGGAUAUUACUCUGACGACGCUGUCUUUUGAAACCAGACGGAGUUCAAACCUCGAAAGGUUCGUCAUUUUGCUUCAGGGGCAAAGGAGACUCGACGCCCGGGAGAGCAAUGGAUGCGGCGGUUGGUUUCUGCGACACACACCGGCCAGCUAAGAUGGGUUCACAGUCACUUUAAACACUACCUGGGUGCACUUUAGCAAUUCGGGACAGGAUUUCUUUAUUUUCACUCACUUGUGACACUAAAAGCAGGUACAAAAGCUGUGGAAAUUUACGCCAAGUUUUACGAGACCGUAGCUAAUCCAAAACAGCGUCAAGCUAACCAGCGGCUAACUGAAUUCUCGCUUUCUUUGUUUAUUUUAUUUGCUUCAGUGUGUUCACUUCGAUGGCGUUUCAUUGACACUCCCAUUAACAAAGAGGAAAGCCUUUAUAAGCUAUCUGUCUGGCUCUGGGGUCUGAACUUGAUUUCAAAGGACAUAAAUCAUCUGACUUCUCACUUAUGGCUCCUUAGUAUCGCGGUACUGCAGCCGACCGAGCUAGCUAGCAUCUGUUAGCUUGUCACUUCUUGGCCUUUGCUAACUCCUUAAAGAUCAUAAAAUGCACCACCAGGACUUUUCUGGAGACCCUCCUGGGACUGGGAGUAGGAAAUCGUCGUUCCACUUCAGGAGGGGCAGUAGUGGUGCAUCUGCAGCCGCUGGAGGUGGCGUGAGCUCGGUUGACGACAGUGCAACCCAGGCUGGAUCCUCGUCUCCCGGACUCCAUCACCAGCAGCAGCAGUCCCAAGCGACUGGUGCUCAGGUGAAGAAGAAGAGUGGCUUUCAGAUAACAAGCGUCACCUCAGCUCAGAUCAAUGUUAGUGGCAACAACAGUUUAGCAGAUGACACAGAGAGCUAUGAUGACAUGGAUGAGUCCCACACGGAAGACCUCUCCUCCUCUGAUAUACUGGAUGUUUCUGUCUCCAAGGCGACGGAUACAGGUGUGCCAGAGAGAAGCUCCUCUGAUGAGACGUUGAACAGUCUCCAUGGGGUUGAUACACCAGGAUUAGUGUCACCCAAUGAGCCUCUUCACCCUCAUUCCAUCCCUCAGGGGUCCCAGCAGCACACUUCUAUGGUUAACGGGACCCUGCCUCAUCAUUACUAUCCUCAGCAACACAGCCAAUCCCACCAUCAUCACUCUGAUAGCCUGGGGGGAGGUGAACCAGCUCUUCCAAUUGCACCUUUGGCUACGUCAAGCCCAGCUAUGAAAACUGGGCCCAGCCAGUCACAGAGGCCGCCUCUGUUGGAUAACACUAAAUCUGCAGGUGUGACAACUCAACCUUUAGCCCCUAUUGUUGGUGUCACAGCCACUGAUCCGCAACUACAAGGCGGUAUGAACAUUUCUAAUAUGUCUGCUGCCCCUGCUGCUGCUGCUGCUGCUGCUGCUGCUGUUCCUCCUUCUGGGCCUGCAGGUUUUGACAACAGUAGUGUGAGCGGGCCAGGAGGUGGAACAGGCCUGUCUGCUCCUUCUGCUGCUGCUCCAAACACUCAAACCCAGCCCACCCAAACUCAGACAGCCACAGGCUCUCGUUUCAGGGUGGUCAAGCUAGACACUAACUCUGAACCGUUCCGCAAAGGAAGAUGGACUUGUACGGAAUAUUAUGAAAAGGAGAUUCCUCAUCCGACAACAGCUGAGGCACCAAAAGGAGCAGAGAUGGCUGCAGAGACUGAGGCAGGUAAUGCUGGGAUUAAUCAGGGGUUACCUGCUGUGCAGCCGCCUCACACACUGCAGCCAUACCAGACACCAAGCCAGGACUUCACUAGUCCACAAGCCAUGCAAAGCCCUCCGCAAGGGAUGGCCCAAACCACUCCUCUGUCCUAUAUUUCACCCCAAGAGAUAGUUGGUGUGUCACACAUGCAAAAACCAGUAGCUCCUCUACCUACAGCGACACCUCCGACUGGUGUAAAUCAGCCUCCCCAAGCAGUAAUCCCUCAGCAGCUGCCCUACGCUGUGGAUCCCCAUCAGGCGGCACCCCAAGGGGGCUAUCCUGCUCCUCAGCUCCAUGCAGGAGUCAUGGCCCCUGGUAGUGUCCGACAACCAGACUUCAUCCAGCCCACUGCUCCCUUCCAAACCCAGGUUCAGCAUCCGCCACAUGUUUCAACAGGAAUUCCUAUUACACCUGUCCCAGGGGUCACAGCCCAGCCAGCUCUCAGCAUUACCCAGCAGCUGCCCCAGGGCCAGGUGGCUCCACCUGCACAGGGAACUUUCACCGGACAGCCACAAGGCCUCCCACCUCAUCCACAUCCACAAGUCCAGCCCUCCGCCGCUGCCACAGUUCCAGUAGCACCCAGCCAUGGGAACCCCUACAUGCCUCUUCCAGCUGUCCUUCAGCCUCUCUUCACCCCUGGUGCAACAUUCACCAACGCCCCAGGAGGAGGAAGCUCAAUGAAAACCUCUCAUCUGGAGGAUGCUCAGAAGCUUCUGCUGCAGCACCAAGGCCUGCUGGGUUUUCCCAGGCUGGGGAUGGGAGCAGCAGGUGGAGAUGGAGCUGCAGAGGCUGGUGUCACUGCUGGAUCUUUGGCCCAUAUGGGGAUGUCUGCUGAGGCUAGUGCUUUCAUGGUGGCCGCUGCUGCUGGACUCAGAGGCCAGCAUGCUGAAGGAGAGGAAGACAGGUGAGAAAGAAUGACAUGCUCCCAGUUUGUCAAAUCUGUCAUGAUCUUUGUUUUGCAGAUGGAGGUUUAAAAGCCAUAAAAUGUGGUUUAUUAUUAUAUGUGUGCUCUUAAUGCAGGAGGUCACAGGGUUCACCAUUUGGCAACAUGAUUAAACCUUAUCCCAUUCUUGUCUGGUAUAGAAUUGCAGCUGCUUGAUAGUUUUGGUCACCCUUAAAAAAGGCAGUAUACGUUCCUCUAAAACCUGUAUUGUUUAGUAUUAAUGCUCUUUCUUCAGAUGUGUAUGCUACCUAUGCAAGACGCUCUAAUAGAUGCCUAUACCAUCAGGGAUGCUGGCUUUUGAACAUUACACUGAUAACAAGCUAAGUCGUCCCUUAUCUCCUUGUAGCAGGGAACAGAGUGUCCAUAAUUUCCAAAAAGAAUUGCAAGACCACAGAACAGUUUUAUUUUUCCUUUAGUGAUUUUAAACCCAUGUGGUGACCUACACUGCAAAAUCAAGCUUAUUUUUGAUGUAGUGCUGCUUCUCAGAAUGUUUUGAUGAUGUUAUGACCAGAGUUUUAUGCUGAGAAACAUUACUCUAAAAUAGUUGAACUUUUACCUCUCACAGUCUCUCUCUCUCUGGGGGCCUUUCCCAUCUUUUACUCCUGUUUAUACCAUGUCAUGUUACUAAUCUGUUGCAAAUGAACCUACAUAACUGGGAGAUGUUCCUCCAGUGUUCAUAAGCAUUAGACACAUUUUUCAGUUUGGUUGUCCCCAUCCAUGUCGCCUGCUUCACAUUUAAAACUAGCAUAUGCAUUUGAUAAAACAAUCACAUUUUUCAGUUUCAACAUGUGAGACAUUGUUUCAGCACUUUGCCAAAAUUUGUUUCUGAAUAUUUCCCACAGUGUCCCAGCUCUUUUGGAAUAGGUGUUGUAUAUCUGUGCUUGUAACACCACUCUGUUCCAUUCAGAUCCAGAAAUCCAAUGUCACAUUGGCUCACUCCCCUGAGGUCACUUUCUGUCAGCCUCCAUGAGGCAGCGGGUGAAAAAAGCUCACUGGACGUUGCUGUUGUAAAAAUAUCAGUAGCUGUUAUGGAAGACGAGCUGCUGAGUCACUGAAGGCGCCGGAUGACUCAGCAGUUGCUCUGCCCCCAUCGAACCCCCCACCCCACCCUUACAUCUCACAUCUUCUUCUGUUAGAUCAGGCCUCUUCGUGUCAGUAAGGCUACAUUUUCCUCACGCUAUCCCUCUCCUUUGUUCAGAGUUCACUUCUGUUGCUAGACACCAAACCUGAUGACUUGUUCCACCCUGAAGGAUCAAUGAAAUGGUUUAUUUAUUGUGCACAAUUACUCAAUUCUAUGUUGCUCAAAAAUGGUCAAUUCAGCUGCAGGUGGUUUCUAUAAAAAACCUCCAUGAUUGCUCUAAAAAGAGACGAUGUCCUGGAAAAAGAGAAAUCCUCUCAUGCCCUAUUUGAAGUUACAGUGUUGGACUUUCUUUCUGAGUCUGAGAGGACAGAAUCAGGAGCUGUGUUGCAUUAAUCAGAUAAACCCUGCCUGCAAAGAAGUGGAGCACUGUCAUGGCAGCAGGCUAGUGUUACCACAGCACUGUCCCGUGUUCUGGUUUAGCAGGUGAUUCAUGUUGUGAGUUCAACAAUAAUGCCCGCAGGGGACGGAGGGACUCUGUCAGCCUCACCCUGCACCCGUAACUGAAAUAGAAACUCGUUCCAUUGGCGCUGUUGCUUUUAUUUAGCUGUUAGCAACGAAUUCAAAAAGUAAAAACAGCAAAAGCAGCAGAAAGUUCAAAACACAGGAGAUUCUAACUGUUCGUGUGUUUUCAGCUGUUCCGAUUCUGUCUGAACUCGAGGAACUUUGCAACACAGGGGUGCAACAACUGCUGCUUUCUUGUUGACAUAGUCUUAGUCAUAUUCAGCUGCAGACAGAGCAGAGCUGUUCACUGUGUGGAGGCUUUUGUCAGCAGUCUGUGGCACCCUAUCAUGACUGUAAGAGCACGUGUGUGUGCGUGCCUUUUUUGUGAGAAUGUUUCUAUCUUUCUGUCUGUUUCAGGCAUGCAGUGAAUCAGCCACUGUCCUGCAGACUGUUCAUGUGUAUGUGUGUGUGUCUGCUUUGUGUAUAGUCCAGCUCAUGUCAUGCUGCGAUUUCUCUCCGUCUUCUAUUGUUUGUUUUCUCUUAGCCACUUUCUUUUCCUUUAACUCUGCUUUCUUUCCUUCUGCAGUGCAUCAUUUCAGACGGUUUUACUCCUCUUCUUUAUUCUCUUCUUCCUUAUAUCUCUCUCUUUUUUGUCUGCAUGCAUGCAGUGUUUGCUCAAAGCUGAAGUCGAUAGGUUUUACCCCGUAUCAUCAGACAUUUUCUCCUGUUUACAUCUGCAUUGCAACAGUAUUAUUGAUUCUUCUCAUAUCUAAAGCAAGAGGCUUUAAUGUAGACUCCAGAGAAGCAAUUUAACACCCACUGUGAAUGCUUUUUGUAUUGAUUAUUUGAAGCAGAGUGCUGUGUUUACAGAGGCCAUUAAGGAUUAAAGGCUUAUUCUUCUUUUAUAUUCAUAAUAUAUAGAUAAAUUCAUAAUGUAUGUAAUGCAACAGCUGUCUAACACCAGCUGUCCAAAACCUUAAAGAUAUUCACUUUAAAAUGACACGAAGAAAACGAUCAAAUGUAUAACAUUAAAAUAGGGGUGGGCAAUAUGGAAGUUUACUGUUAAGACUUUUUAGAAGUCACCGACAAUUACAGUAAUAUCAACAGCCAAAGUGCCUUUUUAAGUAGAUUUGCAAUGUGAAAUUUGGCCUCAAGUCUAAUCAGUAUUAAACGUGAAUUUUGACGUCGAGAAGUACACUUAGUCACAGAGAGUUUAGCUCAGCUCAGAAGUUAAAGCUCCUGUAAGGAACUUUCUCUUUGUAGUAAUUUUGGCACCUCUAAAAUAAGCAAAGCAGUCUUCGUUUAUCAUGUCCUCUACAUGCUGUGACAAUCUCAUUCUUUUAACUCCUGACAGCCAUAUUACAGUCGUAACUAUAGAAACAUUAUACGUUUCUUCAGCUGCUGGGCUGACAUCUACCCCCUGGCAUUAGUUUCAGGCAUUAAAGUUGCCAUGUGAAAAUAAUCAGUUGUAUCACUUUUUGUUUAGUUAGCAUUUUUUAAAAUUUAUCCAAAAAGCAUAAAUAUAAAUUUCAGUUGAUUUCAUAAAAGCUUAAACUGGUUUGAAAGAGUUCCUGAAUGUGACUUUGUCUUUGCCUUUACCGUCUUUGCAGAGUGCUGCGUGCUUAAUCUGACAUGAUGGGAGACAGAAUGUGCUGCUCCUCAAAUAAACUGAUACACAGCUUUAUACAAAACACCAGCAGCUCAUGGGAAAGCUUUUGAAAUGCAGUCGUUGGAGUUUUAUACUCGGUAUGCACAGCUGAUAGGCUGUUUGGCCAGCAGUUUGAGUGCUUUGUCUGUGCAUGUCAACUAUAUGAGUAUGUGUCUAUGUUUGAGGAUGGAUUUCUCUUGUUUUGAAGAUGGUGGGCAUGUCCUAAUCUUUGAUGAUCCUUUUACACGUGUUAACGCUUGAAAAACGACCCAUGACAUUAAUUGGUGAUCAAAGUAGUGCUGAUUUAUGUUCUGUUGAGCCAGUGGACUCAGUUUGACCCUCGACAAGAGAUCUGAAGCUGAUUGAAAAUAAUUGAGAAAUAUCACUCUUUCUUUUCGUCUGAAUGCUUAAUGAACAAAGAGUUCCAGCAGCUCCAAUCAGCUGUAUUUAUCUUCCGCUUUUCAAGCCGUAGCUGUCACGACUUUUAAAACCUGAUCUCCACACGCAGCUUUGUGCGUGACCGUUGUAGUGUGAUAACCCAGGGGUGUUGAGAGGGUAUGUUCUUUGGAUCCUGCUCAUUCCUAUUCACCUGCUUGCUGUCUGUUUGUAUAUCUAUCAGUGAACUCCACAUCAGCGAGAGUGCUGUAAGGGACGGCGAUAUGAAUCAGGGCUUUCACCAAGCCCCCGCGCCUCCCCGGGUGGAAUUUCAGCCUGCAGGUCAGUGCUGCUGGUGUAAUUUGACUUUUGGAGCGCAGCCAGUUUGCAGUAUGAGGAAUACACACACUCUGAGUUCAAAACGCACCUGUCAUCUGUCGUAUGCCCUCUUUGUAGCUUUGAACUGAAUUACGAGGGCUGCAGGGCUGUAAAUGCAGGAACUGUGUCAAAUUUUCAUUAAGGCAGCAGAGGUACAGCAUAGUCUGUGUCUCUUAAUUCCAGAGCUGCAUGCUUUGGUAAGGCUGAUAAAUACAUGGCUGUGCUGAAAAACUCGAGUUUUACAGCUUUAUUUUGGAAAGAUUCACUAAACCAGAACCAUUUUGUUUCCUUAAGUCAACACAUUUUAGCCCCAGAAUCUUAAGAAUGUCCUUCAACAGUGCAAAAAUGAAUGCAACAUGCAUGUAUUAUACAUAACACAGUUGGAAUAUGCAUCUCACACCCAAUUAAAUGCCAAAGACGAAGUGUCAUUGAGGGUUUUAUAAGGUGUGGAGUCGUGUAAAAGUGAACGUGCAACCUAUUUGCUCGUAAAAAGCUGCACACGCCAUCGCUCUUCACUUUUGGCAAACCCUUUUUUCAGAUUUGAGGAUUUUUCCACCGUUUAACUGCCUUUUUAAAAGGAGUAAACACGUGUUCUGCGGUUUAAAGGAGCAAUCACAAGUUCAUAGCUGGAAUGAAAAAGCGCAUAAAAAAGCGUCUUGUUUGGAAAAGAAAGUUUCCAGAGAUGCACUUUCUGCUCGUGAGCCCGUUUGAAAACGUACUUCAAACUCUUGGAGGAGGCUCGUCUUUCCUUUAAAAGCAGCAAACCAUUUCGCGACUCCCAAACAUCAGUCCCUAUUUUAAUACAGCACAUGAUCAGUCGCAGAUUAAAGCCUCUGCAACAUGUUGGCAAGCUUUCCCAGCUGACCUUUUUUUAUUUUGGGAUUUCCAGGCACUGCAAGUAUCAGUCAAUAAGUUCUCACAUUAGGAUCUUGUCAAAGAUUUGGGCAGCUUUCAGUUUGUGCCGGAGAGCCGCUCUGUUUUUACGAGCCUCUCAAUCUGUCAUGUAUGUGUUUGUGAGCACAAAGCUGGUCUGUCAAGCACAGGAGUUACAUCAGCUUUCAAUCGUCAUAAUUCAUGUUGUUAUAUUGACUCAACGCCUUUCAGAGCUGAGUGUUUUUUUAUGAGGCAGGGAGAGUUCCUGUUGGCAAACUCUGACAAAAGCUUGGAGCUGUUGUCAAAAUGAAAUGGGAGACUUUGAGGAUUUAUGGAGUCGAGAAAUGAGAAAGUGUCGGGGUCCACGAAAAGAAGGGGAUGGUUUCUUGUUUGAUGUUUCGACAGAUUGAACAUCGAGAACACUUUUAGGAAUGAAAGAAAUGAGUCAUGUUAAGAACAGACUUACACACCCCGAGAUAGGAACGUCUGGAACAAGUGCGCAGGGUAAAUACACAGAAAUGACUCAUAACGAAGUCAUAAAUAGUCCCAUUCGUCAGUGCUAAAAUAACUCCAAAUUGCAUGUGGAAUAAACUAUUUUAGGUUUACUUUGACUCAGUUAUCAGACCUGAAAUGGGGAUAAAAAUAAAGGUAUGAUCUGUGAUGGGUCUUUUCUUUCUUGUCAUUAAAGCUCCUGUUAAGAGUUUUGGGCUGGUAAUGAAGAAGAUUAGAAAUUAAAUGACCUAAAGAAGCAAAUGAGACCAUGAAAACAAGAUUGGCAGUGUCUAUACUUGUGAGAGGGUAGGUGUCAGAGGAAACGUUGACUAAACAGCCUUUUAAAAAAUGUCUGUUUUUAGAGGGGCCGCCAAAAGUGACACAAACGGGAGGAAGUUUCUAGAUCUCUAUGACGACUCUUAUCUUCUUCGUGGCUUCGUAUGUUCUGAUUUCUGCUACACUUGCCUGCCUAUCCCAUCUGGACAAACCCAGCUUUCUUAACCCAGCACAAAGUCCAUCAUUUACCUCAGAAAAUCAUCUCUCAGCGGUCUCCUAUACCGUCUUGGACUCAUUUCUGCUUCUGUAUUUGUAAAGUCGUGUUCUUUUAACCAAAAUGACCGUAAAACUUUGUUAUAAAUCACGUCUGAAGGGAAAAACUUGACUGUUAAGUAGUUCAACAUGUGGAGUGAAACAUAUGUAAAGAGCGUUUCUGUGCAUGGCUCGUCUCUGCAAAUCACAUCCAAAACAAUUUCCCCUCUGACGCCACUUUGAGAAAACGUGCAGCACAUUUCGUUCUUGAAUCACUGGUACGUUUCUUGUUUGUUUUUCAUAAUUCUCCUAUAGGGGGGGAAUGAACUCUAAAGCCAUUAAGACUUUUCUGCCGGCCUGUGUGCUGCUGUUAUCUGACGGCAGCCUGAUACGGAUCACAGUAAACCCCAGGUGCUUAUCUGGAGAGAAGAAACAGCUGUGCGUCCGUGGGAACUGUCUGUCUCUAAUGAUCGGCCUCUGAGUACGUCAUGCAUGCAGAAUCUGAAAGUUCACCGUCAAGGUUUUCAGCCUGACAUGCUGCUACUCCUACAUGGUGGAUUCCUUCUCUUUUAUUUCUUGGGUGGUAACGUCUGCCCGUCAUGAGCGAUAAAUCACACCUGGAAGCUCAUAAACUCAUUUUCCUGUUAAAUAGAUGUGACACUAAAAGCACGCUUCAGCAGAGAGAUUUACUGUCAUUCUUUUCUCACUGUGUCAUAUCUCUGUUAUCCCACUAGAUGGCGGUGUUGGCACACAAAUCCCCCUGCCUGUUGAACGGUUGUUUAUAUAACUGUGACGUGUUUAGAGUAUAAGUGACCUAAAAUGUGCCUUCCAGCAAAGUGGAAAUGUCCUUCCUGCACGCAAUGUUUCAAUCCCAAACAAAUGAGAGGAUCAGUUGGAGAUGGACGUGUGUGUGUGUGUGUGUGUGUGUGUCCUCUCAUCAGCGUUUUCUGGCUGCAGAGCAUCCCAGUGGGACAGUCAUUGACAUUAGAUUUCCUUUCAGUGGGUUUGUGACACAGCAGGUGGGCUUAUUUUUAGGGAUGGAGUUAGUGUCAGUCCGUCUGAAUGACCGAUAAAUGAGUCAGACUGUCUGCAUAGUGUGGAGGACACUUUGUUGACACUGCUGAAGAGAAGAGAAGAGAAGAGAAGAUAAGGCUUCAAGGAGGAAGAGGACAUGAUAAAUAAUGGGCAACUUGCGAAAAAUACAAAAAAAAGCCUUUACAUUUUGAUUUUGAAUGCAGCUUCAUAGUUGAUUUUAGAAGUGACGGGAGUAUUCCACACUCAAAUUACCAGCUCAUAUUGCAAAUAUGGUUUAACCUUUUUUUUGUUUGGGCCUUAAAAAGUUUCUAAAAGUCUAAAAAUUUGAUUUUUAUUGUGAUUGUUUUAUUUCUUUCUAAUCUCUGUUACUCAUCAAAGGUUUGACAGUAUGGCUCUCUUCCUGUUCCAUUAAGGGUCCUUUCAUAGGUAUAAAUGCUUGACCAGUGUGGAUUUUCCAGCAGCUGAUACCGUUAUUUCAGAAGUACAGGGAAUCUGCCGGUGUACAAGGUUCGUCAAUGAUUUUGCAAAUCAGUCAAGACUGCAGAACGACAGUGUCAGCAGCCAGCUGCACAUAAACCUGAAAACAGUAAGAGAAAGUUCACGUUUAGCACAAGAAGUCGGAUCUCAAUCGCUGCAUAAACAGAAGGAGCGUACAGUUGAACCUUUCUCUUAAUGAUUAACGGCUGCAGAGUUCCUACGUACUCAAAAAUACGAGAUUAUCUGCAAGUUUGCUCAUUGAUUGUGGUUUGGAAUCUCAUAUGUAUGUAUAAAUAUGGGAAAAUUACUCUCAGAUUAAUGCAAAAAACACUUGUGGAUCAUAUUGUGCAGGUCUGGUGUGUGCACAAGAAUUGAGAUCACACUGUUGAUCAGAAAAGAUUAAUUCUAUGUUUUAUUUGAUGCGUAUUCUUAUUUAAAAAUGAAAAUCAUCUCUGCAUAUAGAUGGUCUGAGUCCUUUAAUUUAUGCGUCUAAUGCUCAGGCACCAUCAUGUUUUUGUCCCCGUGCAGCUAAAACUCAAGAGGCACUGCUGUCAUUCCUCAUGAUGUGCUCUUAAUGCAUCCAGAUCACAUCAUCCCGCUCUGAGAGAUUCAGUUUGAGGCAGUAUGGACAGAGUGGAGGAUGGGGAGGGGGCUCAAAAGGGGGUGCUGCUGCAGAGCCAGAGCAGACAAGUGGGUGUCACGUUUGCUCGCCUUGUGCCUCCACGCCGAGCUGCAGAUUCUUGAAGAGAGUAGCGGGCCGCAGAGGGUGCAGUAUGUGUCCAUGCAUGUUUGUCGGCUCGCAUGCUUAUGAGUCCCCCCCUCCGUCAGGGUGGUGUGUACAUGUGUGUUAAGCACGAGGGAAGUUAUUCUCCUUGCAGGCAGAAGGAAAGCAUGAGCAGAGGAGGAGAGGACACAUUUCUGGUUCUGACUGGUCGCGUCACAAACGCUCCCCUGGCACCUGCACUUUUAUUUUCUUUCUCCCCGCCAUCUCCUUCUUAUACAACCUCACCCUCCGGCUUUUCUCACAGAGGUGAAGUCAGUGCGCUACACAGGAGAGGGAUUUGAUACUUCAGAUCUUUUCAUUGAGUAUUUAUUGCCAGAACACCUCAAAGAGUCCCGCUGAGAUCACUGUGGGAGCUGAAUAUACUGCCGAGUAUUUUCUGCUCACUGUAAAUGUUUCCUGAGAAUGAAACGACGCGAGGCACCAGAGAGCGGUACUUGGAUUUCAUUACCACAUGCCUGCUUUCUUAGGUGCUUCAAGUCCAUCAAACUCUCCUUACACCUCCUAAUAUGUUAAAUCAUAGAGAAAGAUACAUGUCCGUUCAAUACAUUUGCUUCUUAUCCAUGUCGACUAACACAACCCGAGGACUACCUCAGACAACUAUUAAAGGAAAAUGACACAGUCUGUAUCCACACAUCUGUUAUUAAUGGAAAGGGUGCAACAUUUUGGAUUUUACCAAUAUCUCUAAUGUAUUAGUUUUAAACUCAUAUUGAUAUCAAAACCAAUCUGUUUUUAAUCCUGAGCAUUUAAGCAACUGUCUGUAGUUAACUCACAAUUAUUCGCAAAUUAAUCGCAUAUCUUAUAUCCUUUGUACAUGUAGCUUAAAGCCCAAGUAAGUGUUUUUUUUAAUGUUUAUGAAAUCAACUGAAAUUCUCUGAUUAAAAUAGGAGUCUAUUUUUUUCUUCUCUUGAGGGGCAUUUCUAGACCUCUCCAUGAAGUUCCCACUUUGAAUGGUCCAGUUGUUGUAAAUGAAUUAAGAUAAAAUUAAGUAGUUUGCAUCCAAAGUAAAAGACACUAAGAGGGAAAAAAAGUAAACACACAUCAGAAAAUGAUUUUUAAAAGUUGUAAAUGCUGCAUAAAAAUGUACAAAAUGGAGGAUAUCAAAAGGUCAGGCUUCCCUUUGUUUUAAUUCACCUGUGCCACAUGUGGCUGCAGCUCAUCGAACCUGUUCAAACCAACUUUUUACUGGAGCAUCAGAAGCAGGUGGGAUUGCACUAAAUCAAUGCUUGUCACGUAUUUCUGCAGAUAAAUUGUUGAUUUGUGUUUCCAUCUGAUCUGUUUGGUAGACUCCCUUUCUCAGUGUUUCAUUUUGUCUGUUUUUGGAAGACUUUAAGGGUAAAAAGUGGAGCUAAUCCUCCGUAACGUGACCACUCCACUACCUGUCUCAGAGAAACUGUAAUCCCCCCCCGAAUGUGACACUUCCCAGCAAACAGCCGUGAAAAUCACAUAAUUCUGCGUGAAGCCAGAUGUGUUGGUUUAGUGUCACGGCCUCGACCCGUCCUGCCGUUUAAACACACUCGGGUCGCUGCGUGGGGUCCGCACACCGCAGAGACCCUCUAGCAAAGUUUCUCAGCCGCCGCAGAGAAGAUCCCUCGCUGUAAACACUCUAACAGCAAGCGCGUCCCCAUGUGACCAGAGGUUGUCAACACAACUUCCUGUGACGCUUUCAUGUUGCGGAAUUGUGUAACGUUGGAUUGUAUAACGUUGUUUUGGAUUAAAGUUGCAGAAAGGGGGUUUAGAGUCCCAAUUUGUUUGUUUGAUAUGUGUCACAAGGGGGCGGAAAUGAUUUAUGUGGGUGGGCACAAAUGCUUUUACGACUGCAAAUAGAUUUUAAAGAAGCAUUUCAGGGUUUCUGACAGAAGUUGGAGCAGAAGGAGAUGAGAUCUAUGAUGUAGUUUUUACCAGAUUGAGGGAGAUCCUCUUAAUCUCUGGUGUUUAAGGCAAAUGGAGCAUGCUGCCUUUGCAUUUAUUGCACCUUUGUUCGUUCUUUUGAAGAAAACUGUGAAAUAGUUCCUAAAUUUAGCUGCUAAAUUGCAGGAGGAAGUUAUUUUCUCCUUAAUUGUUUUGACAGUAAAUCACAUCUGCAUAAUAGCUUCUCUUGUGGCAGUCAGAUAAUGAAACAGAUUAAAUCUACCACUUAUUCUUCUACAUUUUAUUCAGUGUUCUGUGUAGCAUAAUAGUGCAAACAAACAAAAGAAACCCAACUAUGGAAACAGUUAUCAAUAUCAUUCAGUAGUUUUCUAGUCAUGUAUCAAUGUGUGAUAUUCUUGUCAUGAUCAUGGGCGUUGUUCCUUUUAUUGAAGCAUAUCUUCAUACCCCGAAUUCCAGUUUCCAGUUUUUAAUCUUCUCAUACAUGUACCUGCUGAAUGUUGAUUCCUUCUCCUGUUAUUUUUACCCCUGUUCAAAAUGUGCCCAGUGAACAUGGAAUGUGUCAGGGCGCUGAAAGUCAAUCCCUCGUCCAUCAGCAAAACAAGACCUGUCUGCCCGUCUGCGAUGUCACUGAGCCUGUCGAGAUGUUGCCGCUCGGGCCUCCUUCCAUCCCCGUCUCCCUCCUCUUGCUCCUCCGUGGCCCAUAUGGCAGAGGAGGCUGGUUAUGUAAGGCGUUGCGUGCGUGGUGGAGACCGAUUCACUUACGCAUCGGUGAGCCGCUGCCCCGGAGCGCUGUGAUGCCAUGAGAGCUGAGUUUUGGGGCGUUGGUGCUCUUUGUUUUGUUUGUGCUUAGAUGGAGAUUAUCCCCCUCUUUGCAAACGAGGUGACUGUUUUAUUUUAUUGCUGCCUCCGUGCAGCAGUUAAAGCUUGUAAAUCGUGAGAAUGAUUAGAUGCUUCAGGUGCAAAUUUCAUCACAUAACUAUCAGUCCCCUUGUAAAUUCUUUCCUUUAUUUUACUUUGGCUCUCAAUUUCUAUAUCUGGCUGAUAAUCACUUUCUCUGCAGAAGUGAGGUGUCUCUUUGAGCGUGUGCAGCCGGGGUUGAUCUUGCUGUCGGUCUUGGUUCUCCUCCAUGCAAAUGCCAGUUCAAAGCCCUCAGAACCGGAUUCCGCCAGUUUGCAAACAUAGCCACACUCACACACACACACACACACACAAACACCCGUUGAAUCGCUGCACACAAACGGGGCGCACAGACCCGCGCAGACACACGAAAGCUCAUGCCUCCCAACUGCUUCAGGACAAGUGAUGCAGAAAGGAGGAGGCUGGGCGAAUCACAGAGCAGCACACAAAUGAGUAAAAAAUAACAGGGAUGGGAGCCAAUAAUUCUCUAUCUGGCGUGAUGUAAUGCAGUUUUUGUGCGUUAUUUUGCCUUCAGAUGAGCUGGAAUCUCUUCCCCUGCUGCCGAUUUUCCUGAAAUGCACAGUUGUAGCAGAGUUGGAUCCGUCUCAGGACCACACACUGCAGCCCGAGGGUCUGAAUGGCUCCCUGAACUGAGCCCAGCUCUGGCCUAACUCAAACCGCACAAUAAAGUGAGGCGGAAGCGUUACUUACACUCAGCUGGAUGCUUUUGUUAAGGGGAUGAAAGAAGGCUUGUGCUUGAGGAGGGAUGCCUUCAAGUGUAUGUACAGCAAGACGGCCUUUAGCUCGAUUUGUCUUUAAGAUAUCACCGCCUCUGCUUGGUGCCUCAACACCUUUUUAGAUUGUUUUAUGAAAGCUAAAAGAUGCUUUAUUUGAUGCAUGCAACAGUUCCACCUUCCUCUGUUUACAUGCUCCAUGCAAAAGAUUGAAUAUAUGUCCUAAAAAGUGCAAAAUAUGUCUUCUUUUCGACCCAGUUCUCAAGCUCAGAGCCCCUGUCACUCUGUCAUAUGUAGCUCCCUCUCUCUGCUUUUGCAGUGAAACUUUAUAUUUUUAACUGCGUGGGCAACGCGAGCACCAUCUGCUCCCUGCCUUUUAUUCCUGCACACAUCCGCCGCUUAUGUAAGCAGCGCAGGGUGUGGCGAGGAUGUGCACGAAUACCUGUCAUUUUUUGGUCCAAAUUGCAUCAGGAAAACUCAAUUUUGAAUAAAGCGGAAGAUGGAGUCGCUCCUUGGGUUACGAUGCAAAAUUAGCUCCACCUGUUAAUUGUUUUAUAUAAAGUUUGCCAUGCACAGAGCGCAUUACUUAGCUCAUGGCUUUCUGGAACAUCAACAAAUUGCUCUAGCCAAUCAGGAAGGUUUUAAUUCAACAUCAGAUCAAACUUUAACCUCUUUACCGUGGCACCAAAUACAUUAAGCUGUGCUAUUGUGGUGAGGUAAUAUAUGGGUCAGCUCUUCACAUGCAACAUACACAGGCUUAGGACCGACCAGGAUACAUAAUGAAUGAAAGCAUCUCAUCUGUGAUGUCACGACACCAAGGCCGCUCGCCACUGGCUGGAAGGAACCCGCAGUGCCGUCAGCGAUUGGCUGAAAGUAAAGCUGUCUCCAAGUCAAUGAACGAGUUUCUAGCCUUUUGUUCCAGGCGGGCAUGCGCACUUUGACCCCAAGCCUGAAAGUACACAAUGUACAGAUAAACAGGACAGGAAGUUCUGUAUGUACACGGUAAACAAAUCCCAGAAAUGUUCAUCGGCGCCAAUCAAAAACGGUUCCUCGAGUCGUGAGCGGACGCGGGAGCAGUUUUAGAGUCGUGUUUCUCCGCUCUUAUUUUCUGGCGUCGACGAUUUUCGUGGAUUAGUGACACAUACAUUACAGGCAAGAAAGGAAGACGUGACCUUCCCCUAAUGAGGUUAACAAUUUCCCUGCAUGCACCAAGUUGAAACGCCCCAACAAAUUUUCUUUGCACACCUCUCGCCCGCCAUUUUGUGAUCCACAAAAGUGCGCCACAGCUUCAACAACAACCCUAUUCGCACUAAAAAUUCCAUAAUUCAUUAUUUCAUGUACUUCUGCAUCCCAGCGUUGGUGCUUUGAGUGUUUUUAGCGCCACAUGGGCAGUGCAGCAGUGUUGUUUUGAUCGUCUUUAUUCAGGGCUGUGAUGGGAGCCCUGUGCUAGCAUGGCGGUACACGUGAGCCGCGCUCCACUGGAGAGCCAUGCUGGGAUCGUGUGCAUGCCCAGUGUGCAUCUGCUGAUCAGGGGUGACAGGUCGGAUAAAGGCAUGCACGGGUCAACAUUCACAUUUUCCUCAAGAAAACGAAGAGACGAGCGUUUCUUUUGGAAUCUGCAGACUUUCACUUUGUAUUGAUAUAGAUUCGUGUACCGUUUCUCCUGCAUCCACCAUCAGCGUCAAAAGACGGGGGCGGAUGAGGAGCAGGAAGGGAGUGGCCUGUGGGCGCGCUAACGAGGGUGUGUGGUCAAAAGUAGCUCAUCCUAUUGGACGGAUCACCAUAAUCCCAGCUGACAGUUUAUAUAACAAACAGAAAGGGAGGUGACAUGACUCCUCAUGCGGUGACAUCACAACCCACCCUCCUGUCUCCCCCUCGCCGUGCGCCCAAUCACUCGAGAGCCUAUAUGCGAUUCCGGCUCAGAAAGGGGGGCAAUCAGAAGGACUUAGCACACUAACGCGCCCCCGUUCUGCGCCCUUACCCGUCCUACACGGCUCCAUCCUGUUGUCUUUUGUUGGCCAAGCUCCCCUGAUGUGAAGCUCCCAUCUUUGAGGGGAGCAGGGGGUCAGGACCAAAGGGCGCAGGUCAGGCGGGACAGAACGGAGGAGGUGCAGUUUUGGAAGUGGCAUUGGGGUUCGUUUUGGGGUGUUUUAGGUGGGGUUGUGAGUGUGUGGUAAAGGGUCUUGUGGGCCCUGAGUUUUUUUUUUUUACUUUACUUUUUUUUAAAAGCGGAGUGUGUUUUAGCCUGACAGCAUCAAUGAGAGAGAAGGGGCUGGCCGGGGCAGGAGGAGCGCAGGGCAGGGACGCCAUGGCGGUAAAGCUGCUCUUCUGGGAGCUGGAGAAGCAUCUGAAGAGGUAACGAUGAUGGCUGUAGUGUUGUCGUGUUGUCAGGGGGGGAUCGGCGGUGUCGUGGUAUGGCGUAGCGUGGCGAAGGUCAAGUCCGCCAAAAGAAAGCAGCCUCCGGGGGUGAAAGAAGGCGGACGCCAACGCAGAGUGUGUGUCCAUAUCUUUGUGUGAUUGUUAUUGUGGUGUAUGUAUCUGAUUGAGUGUUAUCUGUGUGUAAUUGAGGAGUGGGACAGUUGAAGUUUUCCGAAAAUACCUCAAACACCUCUACCUGCAUCACCUAAGCAUGUUCAAAGUCUCGCUCAGCCCCCCUCAAGGGCUAUAAGUGUGUUUGAGAACACAAUGUUCCGGCUCCUGCACACGCAUGUUCGAUUCCCUCUGAGUGUGUGUGAAUUUAAAGAGUGUUUGGCUCAUGUUCACUCACUGAAAUGCUAUCCUGACUACAUCCAAUCCAAGAUUAGACUCUUUUUUUUAUCUCUUUUGCCACUGGUUCAGUUUUUUCCAACUUCAGAGGAAAGCAUCAUGGCCCACUUCCCUAGAUGAACCAUAAGUGCCUCUUUUAGCUCCAGUUUCCCAAGCCCCACACUCUGCAACAUGGAUCUACAUAUGUUUUGCACCCAGGUCCAGUUUGAGUGUUAUAUAUUUGUCUCUUUUUGCAUAAGCACAUAGGGUUCCUACAGCUGUGCGUACAUGUCACGCUGCUUCUUGAAAACCCCAAAAAAGGAGAAGUCGCAGCAAACAUUGUUUUCCAGUUCUCUAAAAUCGCCCAAUCCCUGCCUGGUGUCCCUUUACUCUGCAGCCGAAGUCACGAUGACGCUGCGGUCGAAGUUAAAUACAAAUACAAGUCCGUAUAUUCUCCUUCAACAUGCACCCACUUCCUUAACAUGCUACUACUCCUGUUCAUGUUCCAGCCAGAGACAAAUUUAACACAAUAAGGUGCUUACACUCGCACAAGUGCCUGAAAAGAGCUUUAAGCUUUAGGCUUAACAUGUGUCCAGUCAGCUUCCAAGAAAGGUGUUGUGAAUGAGCAGCAGUUGAACCACACCUGUCGUAGUUUCUCUUUUUAUCUUUACCACCGUUAUAGGAACUAAAUGUACUUCCCUUUCUGCGCUGUUUGCCCUAACUGUUUUCCAAAUGUGAUAACACAAUCCACACUUCUACAGCUCGAGUCCCCACAUCAGUUCAUCAGUGACCAAGGUGAAAUAUUGAUUCAAUCAGCAGAGUCAUUUACAACCCGAGAGGGAGUCACAAAGAAUUGGAAAGGUCCUGUUUAAUAAUUGAAGUGUCCUUGUUGGGGUCAAGGACGGACAAAUUACCUUAAAAACGCCACUUUUUUAUGUCAGAUCAACAGUUCCCAGCAAAAAGACGUCAACUUCACCACCACAGAAGAAGAAAUCCAACAGUUCUGGUUGUUUUCAGCCACAACAUCCUGUCUCAUCUAUCCUUGUUAACACUGACACUCAAUCGUAAGCCUUCAGUGCCGAGGGGAUUUGUCAAUCAUUAAUAAGUUGAGUGAUAGAAAAUCUGUCAGGUAUUGAUUAUCAAUAACGUAUUUCACUAACUGGAAAGUCUCAGUUUGCAAGCUCUCAGUUUUCUGCAUUUGGGUUUGAAAUAAGGCAUGUACAAGGUGUAAUUCUUACAGUACAAGUACAGUUUAUUCAAUUAACCGUACAGUACCAGUGCACCUCAAAAAAGGGAAAAACAAACAAACACAAAGAGUUCAAUCAAAGCAUCUUUAUAUAUAAGAAUAUUUCAGGUUACUUUAACUAGUAUAAGUAAGUAUACACAAAAAAAGAGAACCUUUUUACAAAAUGUAGAUUUUUUUCGUUGAACUAGCAUAUUCCCGUAACAAAUUUAUGACUUACCUAAAAUUUGGCAGGUUGUCAUUUGAUUAUGUUCCUUAAAUUUUAUCUCACUUUUUGUCGCCUGCGAAAAAAAAUAAAUAGAUUAAAAAAAACACAAUAGGAGUAAAUUGUUUUAAUUAUUUAUCUGGUUAUGUAAGCACACGUUUAAGAACACGAAGUAUAACAGGGUAACAUUAGAAAACAUGACAAAUGACCUGCAAAUUAAAUUGUUUAUUUUGUUUUGUGAAUUUUUUUUUUACCAUAAUCACCAAAACAAAUGUUUAAAAAUGUGUGUAACAUUUUACUUGACCUAUCUGACUCAAAGCAGCCAUGACCCCAAACAUCUAUGAGCCAAAGGGUGCAAUCAUACAUAUAAGACAAUACAGUGAUAACAAGCAAUCAUGUAGGCUAAUCUUUAUUGUAUGAAGUGUCAGGAAAUCAUUCAGAGGUGUCGUCAAGUGUCUUUUUUUCUCCAACAAUAUUCCACUUUAAGCAUUUUACACUUUCAAAAGCUGCUUAUCUUCACAUUAAAGUGGCCAAAAUCAGCAAAUAUUAGGUUUUAAUAAGAUUUUAAUUAACUAAAGUGCUUCUUUUCACUUUUCCGCUGAUCGUUCCUCUGCUCAAGCUGCGUCCAGACUUCACGCAUCCCAGAAAAGCAAAAAAAAAAAAACCUCCCAGAAGAUUUUUGAGUGUUAGGGAUGAGAGGGGUGGUCCUGUUCUCACUGUAAGGAACAAAGUGUUCUUCCCAGUCAGUCAAAGUGGUCUAAAGAGGAGGACAAAGGAGCUCAGCUUCCACCGUUUCUGCCAUCUGAUCCCAAUCUACUCCACAAACACCUCUACUUUUACACCUUCUCCAUAAAUGAUUAUUUACUCCUAUGUGUGACAGCUGCUCGGUGCUGAGGUCAGCUGUACUGCGGGGUCACUUAGUGGGCAAUUGAUUAUGUUUACUCAAAUUACACUGAGCACUGUUUAGUGUGUGUGACCUCUGAAACUGUUUGCUUCAACCGAUAGGGGACGACAUCGUAACACAUAAGAGUUAGUAAGUUUCCCAUCACCUGCAGUCAAUAAGGAAAGAGAAAGUGGCGCUUUAAAAGUUAAAAUAGGUCGGUAAAGAGUGUAAAACUUGAAUUAAGUGGGGUUAGGAGUUGUUUUAUGUCGAACAAAGUCCGCUCUGUUGCGCUAUUUGUGUUAGAGUCGUGGUUUUAUAGCGGACUGUGCAGCAGGUACAGAGAUGCGGUAUGAAUUAUUCCCACUGGCGCCCCGUCCUCCAAUCAGCGAGCUCGCUGCGUCAUCCUCCUUGCAUACAUUAUGCUAAUGAGCCCCACUCUCCUCCAAUCACACCGCUCUUGGCUCCGUUCCCUGCAUGAAUUAUCCAGCCUGGGAGCCGCGGUCUGCGGAGCUGCAGCCCGCCGCUUCACUCCAUUGUGUGCUCCCGUCCCGGCUGCGAGCUUUGCGGUGGGCUCCCGGAGAGCAGACCCAGCGCCCUGACGCACAAUAAUGCGCUGUUUUUUAUACUUUUAUACCGCUGGACUUCCAGUUUUUACCGCGGAAAAGGGGUUUUUGAUGGACGGGGUAGCAUGAAUUCCCAGUGUUACACAGUGGCGAUGGAUCUUGGUGUUUGUCAGCUGAGGAAUUUCUCGAUAUCGUUUCUGUCCUCUGUGCUCGGGAAGGAGAGCGCAGCAGUGCGGCUUGACAAUAGGUAAUGAGGAUUCAUGUGGGUUUUUUUGUGUAAAAUGUACCGUUUCUAUAGAGAGAGGGACGGUGCCUGAAAUGCUGCCUCAUUGAUUCUCCGCCAUCAGAGUCAAAGCUUUAAACGCGACCUCCAUUUGCUUUGUUGCAGACCCUCUUGUGUCUUAAAUCAUCUUGUUUUUCUGAGAGCUUUACUGACACUGAAAUGAAACCUCAGCUCUCAACAGUCCUUUCAAUUCUCCAUCAAAUCCACCUGCUUCGAUCUCGCAAUACUGCAUCAUAUCGUUUGUUAUAGCUCCCUUUAUCUUUGUGUCUUUCAGCUCUUCUGGUGCAAGUGUGGUGGCCAUUGACAACAAGAUUGAGCAAGCAAUGGUAAGCUUUUUUUUUUCCCAAAAUGAUGCAUUAUGUCUCUACAGUGUUUGUAAAUAGGCUGUCUCAUGCUCUACAUCUACUGUAUGAGCUGCCUGUGGUGUUAUGUAACCAAAAGCACAGACUCCUACUGCUGCAUCACCUCCUUUAUGCCUCUUUUAUGGCAUGUGAUGGCGAGAUUUGCAUCCUAGUUUACAGAGAGACUUAAAUAAAUGUUAUUGAGCAAUGAAUGGGGAGCACGAUGGAGCGUUUCUAGUCUUUCUUUUUUGGAUAGAAGCCUCACACGUGCAGUAAACAUCUGUAUUUCCACAUUUCUGCACCUGCUGGUGUUUGAAUCAGAGCAACAGGAGUCCCCGGACAGAUGACCUCCAGUUUGUUGCAACUUGGUGUGGGCCAGGCUUCAGGUUCACACGCUAUCCCCUCUCCCUCUCUCUCUCUUCUUCAUGCAUAUACAUAGUCUCUCCCUCUCCCCGUCUCUCUCCUCCCUGUCCUGUGUUGCUAGGCAAGCAGCAGCCUCCCCGUGGCUUGGUAUAAAUAACUCGCCCGGUGAUUGGCUCCUCCCACUCCGGUGCAGGAACAUUUUGUUCCCUCGCUUGCGUACCGGGGCAGGGAGGAGGAGGAGGAGGUGGGGCGGGUCCACAGAGGAGGGGAUGCUCAGAUUAUUAAACUGCAAAUCCCACUUCAGUAGGCUGGCACAGGACAGUAGUCAGGCAGCAAGGCGGCGUCAGGGGAAUGCACUUUGAGGCAGUUUCUCUGGUUUGAAGACGUGUUAUUUUCCGGAGGAAUUUAUGUUGUGUUUCCAGGACGACAGCUGGCAUGUGCCGCGAAGUGAUUUACGAUGCAAAAUCAGCCUUGACAGUCUGCUGUGUCACACGUUUUUCACCCAAACAGCAUGUGUUAGUUGUUCACAUGUCCCAGACUCCAUUUCGUCUCACUUACAGUAUUUAAAAACACCGAAUAUUAUUUUUGUUGAGACGCCAAAAAACACCAAAAUGUUUGAACCAAUGAUGAAAACAGGAAAAAGGCACCUGAGGCGAGGUUAUGUCUGUGUGAUUCAGAGAGGAUUGAGGCUACAACUAUUAUCAUUCAUGGGUUAAUCUGGCCGUUUUUAUCCUCUUUAUGUGUCUUCAGCGUCAUUUGAAAGCUUUUGAUUCUGACCAAAACUUGCAGAUGUGAAACAGUGAACAGAAACAAAUCUUCACAGCUGAGGAACCGCAACUCGACAUAAAAUCAUUUAGAUUCGAAUAAUACAAAUACUGUGACUUUUCUUUCUUUUUGGUUGGAAUUCGGUCGAGUGAAUGCGGUGACUCUGAGGUUCAACUGCACAAACGUUACGAUGGAAACUUCACUGCACAACAAAAACAUUCAGAAAAAUUCAAAAGCUUUUUUCUCAAAAACAGAAACAUGCCACGGGAAUCAAAAAAGCCUUUUAUAGAAAGCCAAAAAUAUUCCAUAAAACACCAAAAAUAUUCAAUGAAAUGAAAAAAAUAGUCAAGAAACACCCAGUAAAUACAAGAAAAAUCUCACAAAACAUAAAAAUGCCUCACAAAAUCGCAAUUCACAAAUCAUAAAAUGCAGAAAUAUUUAAUGAAUACAAAGAUAUCUCACAAACCACACAGAUAUUAAAUGUAAAAACAUGCCACAAAUUGCCAAAACAUCUCACAAAACCCACAAAUAAUAAAAAACAAAACAAAAACAAAAGUAUUUCACAAAACAAAACAAUUUAAUAAAAUGCAAAAGUAUUUCAAGAAACAAAAAAAUUGAACAAAGGCAAAAAUUUUCCAUUCAACGCAAAUAAUAUCUUCACAGUGUGCUAAAAUAACUCAGGAAGUACCAAAUUACCUGAUAAUAUCUUUGUGAAUGUAUAAAAAACAAUCAACGGAACAGCAAAAUAUUCAAUAAAAUCAUAAAAGAUUUUAUGACACCAAAAAUUCUUUUGUUACCUGGAUGUUCUCACAAAACGUGAUUAUUUGACAUUCAAAAAUAUUUAAAGACACAAAAACAUUUUGCAUAAAUGAAAAAUAUCCUCCUGAAUGAAAAAUCAUCAGAUAAGAAGGAAAAAAAAAACAUCUCACAAAACCCACAAAAAAAGGUAUUUCACAAAAAACAACUAUUUAACAAAAUGCUAAAGUAUUUCAAGAAACAAAAACAUUGAAAAAAGGCAAAAAUAUUCAAUUAAAUGCAAAUAACAUCUUCACAGUGUGCUAAAAUAACUCAAGAAGUACAAAAAUAGCUGAAAAUAUCUACAUGAAUGCAUAAAAAACAAUCAACGGAAUUUUUUAUGAAGAUAUCAUGGGAGCAAAAAUUCUUUUGGAACCUGGGUGUUCUCACAAAACAUGAUUAUUUGACAUGCAAAAAUAUGUAAAGACACAAAAACAUUUCACAAAAAGGAAAAAUAUCCUCCUGAAUGCAAAAUCAUUAGAUAAGACGAGGGAAAAAAAUCACAAAAACAAAAGGAAUUCAAAAGAAAAAUUAUUCCUGCGUUUGUUAGAAAGUAUUUUGUAUUUAUUUUAAUGUUUUUGUUGCUAAAACAUGUUUGUGCUUUUGACCUCUAAGGCCUCCUUACUUUGGUGACGAUUGCACCUCCUUGAUUCAUUGAUAAGAGCUGAAUUAGAUUAAGUCAAAACCCCCUAAAUAACAAAUAGAAAAGUUGUAAAUAUUCAAAUUGAAAAGGUGAAGCCAGAAGAUGAAGAUGUUUGGAGUCGGAGCUUGAAAAAUGACCAAAAUGUUGGAAUAGUUCUCCAAAACAGCUGCAGAUUUAUCCCAUGUGAGGGUUCAUAAGCUGUGAGCCAAAUCUUGACCAUCUUUGUCUUUCUUUCCCCUCCUCCUCCAGGACCUGGUCAAGAGCCACCUCAUGUACGCCGUGCGUGAGGAGGUGGAGGUGCUGAAGGAGCAGAUCAAAGAGCUCAUUGAGCGCAACACCCAGCUGGAGCAGGAGAACAACCUGCUCAAGAACCUGGCCAGCCCCGAGCAGAUGGCUCAGUUCCAGGCGCAGGUCCAGACCGGCGGCUCCCCGACGGGCAACGCCCAGCCGCCGCUCCCGCCCCCGACCGGGACCAUGCAGACCCUCCCCUCCUCACAGAGCUCCGGCGCGUCUGCGUAACCCAGCAGCUGCACAGAGGAGACCGUCCUCCCUGAAGAGGAGACGAUGAAAGGAGUAAGAAGGAGGGCAAGAAGAAGAGGAGGAGGAGGAAGGAGUCUCGCCAUACUGUGAACCGACUCUUAAAAUCCAGACCGACUAUGCCACCGUCUUCAAGGAUCGCACACUUUAACUCAACCGGAUGACGAACUUUCUUUUGUUUUUUUGCACCUUUUUAUUUAACUGUCAGACUUUGGAGUUGCACCGGAGUGAGUGAGUGUGUGUGUCUGCCGCCGCUUUGUGUCCAAUUUUUAUUACCUGCUUCAGACAAUCGCCGACAAAGAUGCGCGGGUAAGGACAGAGCUGACACGAACUGUGAGUCGAGCCUCGCGGCCGCUGUCGUCCGGAGGAGUAGGAGGAGCUAUCAUCCAAUCAGUGGUCUCGUCAGUGCUGUCUGAUCUCCCGCAGUGUGACCGACCUGUGGAAAGCGUGCCAUCGUCUUGUUAAUCCCAAUCCCACCUCAACCCCAGCACUCUCCAUCAUGAAUUAAUCUUCAGUGCUGCUGUCCGUGCACUUUUCGUAGACGAUUUCGACGGAGGACGAACUUUGAAGACCCAGGCGACCCAUCUGGAAUGGGCGCCGCUUUUUUUUUUGCGGGUCUUUAAUCCUCGUGGACGUCGAAUCGGGAACAAGGGGGUGUCAUAAAAAUUAUGAAAUAUAUAUUAGCCUCAUUGUUCACUUUAAGAACGCUGUGUUCUUCUCGAGGUUCACGCCGCCGUCCCCCCACCCCACCCUUAACGCACUCUCCCCCUUCUCUCGGAUGGAGCAUUAAACAUUUAUGCAGGGAAUCACUUUUUUAGGGAGGGUUUGUUUUGUCUGUUUAUGUUUUUUUUUUUUUUUUGCUCUCAUUGGUGUAAUAAUGUCCAAGUGAUGUGUAAAAGUAAUUAACUGAUGAGCGAAUAAGUAGGACAUGACUGUUUCUAGGUUUGUACAGAUGAACACUUUCCAAUUAAACUCUGCCAAGUGCCUGGUUUCUAACCAUAGAUACAUAUAUAUGACUUUUUUUAGUUGUUUUAUUCAAUAUAUGUGUAUAUAUUUAAAUAUAUAUAUCUAUGGUUUUGCCAGGUUAUGAACUACCUGUGAUGUCAUAACUCAGGGUGGGAACAGAAGAGGAUUAUUUACCUCCCCCCACUAUGAUGCUGUCUCCCCCUGUGGUGGCACACAGCCUCUUACUGUACGUGACCUAUCCUCUGCCGUCACUCAACUCACUCGCUCAGAUAACCUGGACUGUUUCGCCAUUUUUCGGGGACGUGUGUAGGUGUUUUAUAAUGAAUGGAUAUGUUUUUUUGUUUUUUUUUUCUUUGUCUUAUUUUUCUUUAUUUUGUCUCUUUUGUACAGCCAAGUGUUUUUGGGUUGCUCGUAGUGCAACUGGAGCGCUGAACACAUUUAUGAGAUACUUGGCGUUUUAGUAAAAAAAUGAAAAGGAAAAUGCCUAGCACAGGUAUGUCGAUGUUUUGUGCAUGUUCCUCAGCCCAUCACAAAUGUGACGUUACAAUUGCACUAGACAGUUGCACCUCAAAUAAAAAGGAAACAAAAAAUUAAAAGCU